Aspergillus oryzae RIB40 is the source of this 1518-nucleotide messenger RNA. RefSeq lists its product as uncharacterized. NCBI's taxonomy places the organism in Eukaryota, Fungi, Ascomycota, Eurotiomycetes, Eurotiales, Aspergillaceae. The transcript is spliced from 4 exons. The coding region runs from base 1 to 1518 and encodes 505 amino acids. The record is from RefSeq and is a predicted model, not a curated record.
AUGGCCGUCGUACGAUUCCCCGCCCUAGGGUUUCAUGCAUUCAACUCGAUCCUGUCAGCCUACCAAACCCCUGUUGCAUUAAUCACAACUGCAUGCUCUGCACCUGCAGGUGAAUCCGGACCAAUAGAAACAACAACUGGAUCAGCUGGUUCUCCAGUUCCCUUGCCUGAAUUGUGUGAAGUCAGUGUGCCGUUUGUAAUCAAUCGUGGCACUUCUACCAUAUCCAGCGUCUCCCAAGCUCCAACCUCAGAUACACUCACCUCCCUAAGUCCCUCAGUCGAGCCAACAUGCUACACCAGCAGUCAAUGGCUCGUCAUCUCUGGUACGACCUUAUUCUGGCCAACCUCCACCGACUAUCUCUACGGACCGACCGACAGCCCUGGCGUCGACUGCGCAGCGCAAUGGAUACAAUAUGAUGGCCGCUCAGGCGGCCUGGAAUCUCUCGGCCCUACUGCCACAUCAACAUUAACAGAACUAAUCCCGACCAGCACAGGCGCCUGCACGACAAGCAGCCACCUGGAAAGUUACUAUGAUACUCAUACAGGGCCUGUUACCACUCUUUGCGACGGGCAUGCACGGGCCCUAGGCCCCCGCGAAACCGUGACAGACUAUUACCCCGGCACAGGAGCAUGCAGCACGUUCUACAUCCCAACAACCAUCACAACGACGCUUUACAACGUACCAUCAGCCUCCCCAACUUGCCAACUUGAUCGCGAAGGCUGCAAGGGCGUCUGGGAGACAUACAAAAGCCGUUCACGGGCCUACAAGUCAAGCAUCUCCGUCUCCAUUCCAGGCGACACAAAUAGUCCCCUCAUCCCAGGCCGCUGCCCAAUGACAACAAGCGAACGACCAGAGCAAUGUGGAAGCUGUCACUUCCUUCCCGACACAGCAACAUUGUUCUACUGGCCCGUUACAACUGCUGGCAGCGAUCUCUGCGCUCAAAAUGGAACCACAAUCCCGGCUACACCGACCGGCAACGGUCCUAAUACGGCAAUGUUAGGUGACCAAACUCUUGUCUCUCCAAGUGCCUAUAUCUUUUUCACGUCAAUCUACGCCUGGGGCAACAGUCGUCACGCCGGGCAGUGUGGCGAAUAUCAUGAAAACAAGAUGAUCUCUGUGAAUCCCACAACCAUCACGUCACGACGAGGACACAGAAAUGCGCGGUAUCCCAUCCGCGGAACAGCAUAUCCAUUUAACUUUGCGGAGUUCCUUCCCCAGACAGUAGGAAACUACACGCAGCCUCUAAUCCCCUGGCCCCAAUAUUGGGGAGGGUCACAGUGUGGUGUGUAUGAUUCUGCUUGUACAUUAAUCCGGGAUGAUUAUUUGCCUUUCAUCGAUAUGCCGAGUGAAGUGACGCAGAUUGACGCCAAGUGGGAGAACUGUGAUUGCAGUUGGUAUAUCCCAGCUGUAACUUUGGUACCGAUAGUGGAUGGGACUUGGUGGUGUUCACGGUUGCGCAGACCAUUAGCACCAGUGCACCGUUACUUUUCGUGGAGAAAGACAUUCCUAGUAACCUAG